This is a messenger RNA of Physella acuta, 567 nucleotides long. RefSeq lists its product as uncharacterized. The record is from RefSeq and is a predicted model, not a curated record. Lineage: Eukaryota; Metazoa; Mollusca; Gastropoda; Physidae.
AUGGAAAGGGCAAGACUGUUGAACUGUGGUAUUUCUAAUAGUGAUUUGUUGAACUUUGGUAUUUCUAAUGGUAAUUUGUUGAACUGUGGUAUUUCUAAUAGUGAUUUGUUGAACUGUGGUAUUUCUAAUAGUGAUUUGUUGAACUGUGGUAUUUCUAAUAGUGAUUUGUUGAACUGUGGUAUUUCUAAUGGUAAUUUGUUGAACUGUGGUAUUUCUAAUAGUGAUUUGUUGAACUGUGGUAUUUCUAAUGGUAAUUUGUUGAACUGUGGUAUUUCUAAUAGUGAUUUGUUGAACUGUGGUAUUUCUAAUGGUAAUUUGUUGAACUGUGGUAUUUCUAAUAGUGAUUUGUUGAACUUUGGUGUUUCUAAUGGUAAUUUGUUGAACUGUGGUAUUUCUAAUGAUAAUUUGUUGAACUGUGGUAUUUCUAAUGGUGAUUUGUUGAACUGUGGUAUUUUUAUUGGAGAUUUGUUGAACUGUGGUAAUCCUAUUGGUGCUCAACUAGAAAUGAUGUUGUGUUUAAUUGUCUCUGCUGUUUAUUUACACCUGUCGAAAUAUGGAGCUAGUUGA